AUGGCAUCCGCUACGAGCACGGUCGACAAACGUUCCGACUCCCCAAUAAAGUCCUAUCUUGGUUUGCGCGGGCAACCCCUUGUGUACGCGAUCACCUUUGCUUGCUGCCUAGGCUUCCUCCUCUUUGGCUACGACAACGGCGUUUUCUCCGGUCUAACCACCGACCCAGUCUUCCUCGCACAACUCUCCAAUCCGAACUCGACUCUCCUCGGCUUCAUAGUCGCAGUCUACGAGCUCGGCUGUCUCCUCGGCGCACUGAUAUGUGCCUGCUGGGCCGAGCAUUUCAUGAGAAAGACCGUCAUCUCCGCGGGUGGUGCCAUACUCAUAGUGGGUACGAUAAUCCAAACAUCCAGCUAUGGCCUUGGACAGAUGGUCAUCGGUCGAGUCGUCACCGGCGUCGGGAUGGGCUUCAUCACCAGCGCCGUGCCCAUCUGGCAGGCCGAGACGACACUCGCUCACUCCCGCGGGCGGAUGAUCGCGGCUCAGUUGACGUUCCUGAUAGUCGGAAUCGUCAUCUCGUACUGGAUUGACUAUGGAAUGUCGCUCAAGUCGUCGUCUGUCCAGUGGAGGUUCCCCAUCGCCGUCCAAAUUAUUUUUGCGUUCGGGCUGAUUGCCAUGUGUAGCGUGCUACCUGACUCGCCGAGAUGGCUAGCUGCACACGGGCGCAGCCAGGAGGCGCUUGAGCUGCUCUGCUCCUUACGAAAUGCGCCGCCAAGCUCUCCUAUCGUAUCGUCAGAAUUCCAGGAUAUACAAGCUGCCAUUGCCCUGGAACGCGACUCAACGGGCUCCUGGAAAGAUGUCUUCUCCGGUGGAGGUAUCAUGGGCUGGCAACGCACGCUCAUUGCAUGCACCGUCCAAGCAUGUCAGGAAUUCACCGGUAUAAACAUGAUCGUCUACUACGGGCCCUACAUCAUUCAAGAUUCCAUCGGCCUGGGGAGGACGGACUCUCUCUUGGUCUCUGGAGGAAUGCAGCUGUUCUUCUUGGCGAUGUCGUUCUUCCCAUGGAUUUUGCUCGACACGAUCGGACGGCGAAAGCUGUUCAUCUUUGGCGGAUGCGGGAUGGGCAUAUGCAUGCUCGUCUCGGCGAUCCUGAUAAAGCUUGGUGGGAAGAACAACGGUAUCGGCGCUAUUGUGAUGCUCUACCUGUUCCAGGGAUUCUUCACCGUGGGCUGGAUGUCGAAUAUGUGGUGCUACCCCAGCGAGAUACUCCCGGUUCGCAUCCGACAGCGAGCUGGCGCGCUCUCCGUCGUCUUCCAGUGGCUCAGCACCUUUCUAGUCGUCGAAAUCACACCGCCAGCCAUAUCGAACAUCGGCUGGAAAACAUACAUCAUCUUCGCCGCGCUGAACUUCAUCAACGUCUCAAUCGCGUGGUACUGGUUCCCGGAGACCGCACGCCGGACGCUCGAGAGCGUCGACUACCUCUUUGCCGGGUCGAAGAGUGUCCGAGAGGUGGUGCUGAAGUCUCUAGAUAGAAGGGAGAACUGGCGAGGUGUUGCAUCACCGGUUGGAGAGCCUCUCGGGAACGAGAAGAAGGACGAUAUCGUGGAGGUGGUCCUGGCUGCUUAG
This is a messenger RNA of Gloeophyllum trabeum ATCC 11539, 1566 nucleotides long. Its product is annotated as sugar transporter. Bases 1 to 1566 code for a protein of 521 amino acids. Gene Ontology annotation, cellular component: membrane. The record is from RefSeq and is a predicted model, not a curated record. Gene Ontology annotation, biological process: transmembrane transport; carbohydrate transport. Gene Ontology annotation, molecular function: carbohydrate:proton symporter activity. The transcript is spliced from 3 exons. Lineage: Eukaryota; Fungi; Basidiomycota; Agaricomycetes; Gloeophyllales; Gloeophyllaceae.